AUGAAUGGAUUACGACCAUUGACAGUGGAUAUUCACAUGGAGCGAAUUAGAGGACCCCUCCAAACCAUUGAACGAGAUGGAGGAGUUAAAUUCGAACUCACGGUGCUUUCCCCUAACAUCGCUAAGUCCUUGUUGGUUGCACCAGUCAAAGCCAUCUUCCACAGAUUUUGGUUCGCCAAAGAUAAUCCCAAGAUCAGAUGCACUGUUCACGAUGGCACUGUUCAUACAGGAAGUAACCAGGCUCUAAUACAACAGCUUGGGGAGAUACAAUUUUCAAGGUUGCAUCCAAGAAACAAUGAAGAACGCCAGAAUAAGAUAUUGAGCCUUAUUCGAAGACUAAACAUAGCCAUCAAUGUUGCUUCUGCCCUGGAUUACCUCCAUCAUGAUUGCGAAACACCUACAGUUCAUUGUGAUCUAAAGCCACAGACAAGUAAUGUUCUUCUUGAUGAAGAUAUGGUUGCUCAUGUUGGUGACUUUGGACUAGCAAAGUUCCUUCUUGAAGCAUCAGAUAUGCCUCCAAAAAGCCAAACAUUGUCCAUUGGGCUAAGGGGUUCUAUUGGGUACAUUCCUCCAGAAUAUGGCAUGGGAGGCCAAGUUUCUGUACUUGGACAUAGCUGUAGCUAUGGGAUACUCUUGCUGGAAGUGUUCACAGGAAAAAGACCUACCGAUGAUACGUUCAAAGAUGGUUUAAGCAUUCACCAAUUCAUGGCGAUGGCUUUUCCUAAUCAUGUCAUGGAUAUAGUUGAUCCUUCGCUGUUCUUUGAAGAUGAUGAUCGAGCUUCCAAAAGCUUCCUUAAUGAGUGCAAUGCUUUGAGAAGCAUAAGACAUCAUAAUCUUCUUAAAAUCAUUUCUGCCUGCUCAAGCAUUGACCAUCAAGGAAAUGACUUCAAAAGUCUAGUUUUCGAGUUCAUGGCCAAUGGAAGUUUGGAGAAGUGGCUGCAUCAAAGAGAUGACGAAGAAUGCCAGAAUAAGAGGUUGAGCCUUAUCCAGAGACUGAACAUAGCCACUGAUGCUGCUUUUGCUUUGGAUUAUCUCCAUAACGAUUGUGAAACACCUAUAGUUCAUUGUGAUCUAAAGCCAAGUAAUGUUCUUCUUGAUGAAGAUAUGGUUUCCCAUGUUUGUGACUUUGGACUCGCAAAGUUCCUCUUUGAAGCAUCAAAUAUUCCCUCAGAAAACCAAACGAUGUGUACUUUGCUAGGGGGUUCUAUUGGGUAUAUUCCUCCAGAAUAUGGCAUGGGAGGCCAAGUUUCCAUACUUGGAGAUAUCUAUAGCUAUGGGAUACUCUUGCUAGAGUUGUUCACAGGAAAAAGACCCACUGAUGAUAUGUUCAAAGAUGGUCUAAGCAUUCACCAAUUCGUUGCAAUGGCUUUGCCCAAACAUGUCAUGGAUAUAGUCGAUCCGUCUUUGCUCUUUGAAGAUGAUGAUGGUGAGGAAAAUGAAAAUGACAUUGACGAGACUGAAAUCAUUGAAGUCAAUUGCCAAGUCAAGGCUGGAAGAAGAACAAAUGAUUGCUUGGUUUCAGUGAUGCAAAUUGGAGUCAUGUGCUCAAAAUUCUUACCAGGAGAGCGAAUGCUUAUGAAUGCGGUUGUCAACAAAAUGCAAGCAAUUAGAGAAUCAUAUCUCAAUUCCUAG
Molecule: messenger RNA, 1632 nt
Organism: Ziziphus jujuba (common jujube)
Lineage: Eukaryota; Viridiplantae; Streptophyta; Magnoliopsida; Rosales; Rhamnaceae
Product: receptor kinase-like protein Xa21
Exons: 6
Coding region: 1-1632 (543 amino acids)
Biological process (GO): protein phosphorylation
Molecular function (GO): ATP binding; protein kinase activity
Source: RefSeq, a predicted model, not a curated record